GCUGCUAUGGGCAGCGAGGCGGCGGCCGGCGCGGAGGCGGCGGCAGCGCUAGAAAACGGCACGCUGGAAGUGCCUGCCGAGGAACCGAGGAGGUUCACCAGGGAGCAGCUGUUCACGAUGGUCGCAACAGCCUCCAUCAACUUCAGCUCAAUGAUCUGCUAUUCCAUCCUGGGACCCUUUUUCCCUGCAGAGGCAGAAAAGAAAGGUACCAGUAGCACAAUUGUUGGCAUGAUUUUUGGAUGUUUUGCAUUAUUCAAUUUCUUGGCUUCUUUAAUCUUGGGAAAUUACCUUACACAAAUUGGAGCAAAAUUCAUGUUUGUGGCRGGGAUGUUUGUUUCUGGAUGUGUUACAAUUCUGUUUGGGAUACUGGACAAGGUGCCCAAUGGACCCCUGUUCAUCACGUUGUGCUUUCUGGUAAGAGCAAUGGAUGCAGUAGGUUUUGCAGCAGCAAUGACAGCAUCGUUCUCAAUCCUUGCGAAGGCAUUUCCCAGCAAUAUAGCUACUGUCUUGGGUAGCCUUGAAAUUUUUACAGGGCUUGGACUGGUGCUGGGUCCACCUUUGGGUGGCUUUUUAUAUCAGUCGUUUGGUUAUGAGGUCCCUUUCAUUGCACUGGGUUGCCUAGUGCUGGUCCUGGUGCCUAUGAACAUGUGCCUGUUACCGAAAUACGAUUCAAUCCCUAGCAAGGACUCCUUUUGGAAGCUUGUUCUUCUGCCAAAAGUCCUGUUACUCUGUUUUAUUAUAUUUUCUCUAAGUUCAUGUUUGGGCUUUUUGGACCCCACAAUGUCUCUGUUUAUCCUAAAGAAGUUUAAACUCCCAGCUGGUUAUGUGGGCUUGGUAUUCCUAGGUUUGGCACUGUCGUAUUCCCUGUCAUCUCCACUGCUUGGAUUCUUAAGUGACAAGCUGCCACACCUCAGGAAGUGGCUGCUGGUCUUUGGAAGCUUGAUAAUAGCAGCCUGCUUUUUCAUGUUAGGACCUGCUCCUGUACUGCACAUUGAAAGUAAACUGUGGCUAUUUGUCCUAGUGCUGGUUUUGAUUGGCUUUUCCCUUGGCAUGAGUUCUAUCCCAGUAUUCCCAGAGAUCCUGCACUGCGCAUAUGAGAAUGGCUUUGAAGAAGGUCUGAGUCUUUUGGGACUGGUGUCUGGGCUCUUCAGUGCCAUGUGGUCACUUGGGGCAUUUGUAGGUCCCACUCUAGGAGGAUUUAUAGAUGAAAAGUUGGGUUUUGAAUGGGCCUCAGCCAUCCAAGGAGGAUGGCCACUGUUAAGUGGACUUGCAAUUGGGAUAUUCUAUAUCGUUGAGACCACAAGGAGAAGUUCCAGCCUUCAAAGUCCUCCUGGUAAUACUGAAGAAAGAACUCUCCUGUUGGGCAGUGAAACGUAGCCAGAUAUCCUUUUGGAUUCUCUCUUUACGACUGUGGUUUAACUUAGUCUUGAGAUGAGUGGACUUGAGAUGAGUGUUUCAUUGUCCUCAAGUUGAGACACAUGUGAACAACCAGUUGUAGUUUACUUGUAGCUGCAUCUCUGUUCUGAAACACUGAACACAGACUACCUUUCUUUUUGGAAGUGCUCAUGUGCAUAUGCUUAACUGAUGAGUAAUUCUCAGAUGUCGGCUUGUUUAGCCGUGUUCCAUGUACAGUGCACCACUGUAUGUGAAGAGGUAUAUUGUCAAAUGUCUGUCUUUUACACUUGAAUCUGCUGUGAGUUAUUCACACAUAACACUACAGUUUUGCUACCAUGUUUUUCU
Molecule: messenger RNA, 1740 nt
Organism: Nothoprocta perdicaria
Lineage: Eukaryota; Metazoa; Chordata; Aves; Tinamiformes; Tinamidae
Gene: SLC18B1
Product: solute carrier family 18 member B1
Exons: 14
Coding region: 7-1377 (456 amino acids)
Biological process (GO): transmembrane transport
Molecular function (GO): transmembrane transporter activity
Source: RefSeq, a predicted model, not a curated record